UGUGGCUCUGCGUUCAGAAAUGUCAGUACUAUCCCUUUAAAAGUCACAUUUCCGGGUUUUGGAUAGCCAAUCAGAGCGCCUUAUUUUCUGACGCCUGCUCAGUUAUCUCUCCGCGGCUGUAGUUGUUUCGGCGGCGACAUCAAUUUUGGAAACCAACAUAAACCAUGGCAGAAGAUCACACAGGCAUGGACCAGAGCAGGGAGAGCCAUACAGCUAUGGAGGAUACCGAGAGGUCCAACACGGAGAAGUCGUCUAAACAGAAAGUGGAUCUUCAGUCUCUCCCAACACGGGCAUAUCUGGACCAGACUGUUGUGCCAGUCCUUCUACAGGGGCUCUCUGUGUUAGCCAAAGAACGGCCUCAUAAUCCCAUUGAAUUUCUCGCUGCACAUCUCCACCAGAACCAGUUUCAAUAUGAGGACCGCAUCUAACACCUCUGAAGAAACUACACUGGUCGACUUAUCAUCAGAGACAAGCUGUGUGUUUUCAUUUAGCAUCUGAAUUGUAAAGUUUUUUUUCCAAUACUGUAUGUACCGGCUGGAGUAUACUGAUUUCUUAUUAUUUUCAAUCAUACAUGUUUGUUGAACAAACGCUUUUUAUUUUCUGUAAUUGACUGUAUGUGUUAGUUCCCCACAUAUUCCCAUUAAAUACCCAUGACUGAUA
This is a messenger RNA of Oncorhynchus gorbuscha (pink salmon), 660 nucleotides long. RefSeq names its product protein dpy-30 homolog. Gene Ontology annotation, cellular component: Set1C/COMPASS complex. Bases 165 to 428 code for a protein of 87 amino acids. The record is from RefSeq and is a predicted model, not a curated record. The transcript is spliced from 4 exons. NCBI's taxonomy places the organism in Eukaryota, Metazoa, Chordata, Actinopteri, Salmoniformes, Salmonidae.